GUCCUGCCAACUCUGAAUGACAUCCUCCAAGAUGCGGAGUUGACCCAAAACAUUGGCUGGGAUCUGAUCCACCUCCUCAUGCCUCUGCCGGGCUCAGAAAUAUGUCUUACGACUAUUGCUCGACUUGGAAACCCGCGGGAGGUAGUACUGAAGGUCACAGAGGCGUUGCAAUUGCUGGAGCCGGACACCAAGGAAGUGGAGGAGGAGCAGGAGGAAGAGAAGACAGCAGGCGGCGAGCCAACACCCGUCGAUCGAUUCUGCAUAUUGGUCAAUCUCCUUUCUAUCCUUCACCCGAGAAUCAAGACGAAAUACCCCUCAAGAUUCCUCUCGAGUUCCCUCAUGGCCAUUCUUUCAGUCUUCCGCCCAUCGGGCCAAGCCACGCUUUCUGUCAUUUCGUUUGUACAUACAAUAUCAGGGAAGAAGAGACCACCGCUACCGGGACGGAAGUCAAGUUUCAAGAUUCCUACAGUAUCGACGGGCAAUCAAGCUGGUAUAUCUGCUCCAGAUCCAGAAGCACAGGAGGAGGAUCCACACGAAGCAGCGAUUCAGGCGAAGCUCUUGCAAUCAUUUGUUACACAUGUGCUGGAGGAGUACAUCAACUGCAACUCUUUGGAAUGGGCUGCUAGAUUACAGGAGUCUUUCGAUCCAAGCAAGAUUGUGACUGGAAGGCAGAGCUUGGGGGAAUCAUAUAGAGUGGAUCCGGCUCUGCAGACGCGGGAUACUAUCGUGGGGCAGCUUGUGGCUCUUGCACGCGAUCUUGGCCUCUCGAGUUACGAAACCCUCUUCGAUGCUAUUUACAAGACCGAUCCCCCCCCAGCCGAAUACGAUCCGGAGGAGAAUUAUCCCUCUUCACCGGGAGAUAUACCUCUUUCGCAAGCAGGCUCGCUGUUCUUGAUAAGCUCCUUCAUCUUCUCGUCAAUCCUCUUCGAAUCAAAAUCCCCACAACCGAAUCUGUCAAUAUUCCCCGAUCAUGCGAAGCUCGUGAAGCAUUUCAUUGGACUUGAGGGACCUACAAGUAUCGGCGGAGAAGAGCCUGGAGUUGUUGAUGCUAUAUUGGCGAUUGGGUUAUGGCUGGAAUAUAACAACCGAUUUGUUUCGGGGCCUCUGAAGGAUGAGGAUUUUCUACAACAUCUGCAAACACUGUCUCUUCUCUCAGCAAACAAUCCCUCGCCAACUUUGAGAUACACCGCGCACGUUUUCACCUCUUCUAUUCUUCACGCACAUCCCAUUGAUCGGUUGAGGUUGACAUUCAUAUCCGACACACUCGAAAACUGCCCGUACGAGACCUUAAAGGCAUCCGCGGUGUCAUGGCUGAAGGAGGAAAUCAUCGCAGCGCAAGAGAGGAAGUCGGAGAAUGUUUUUGCAUCUAACGUUGCCCUUGCAGCAGCGCAGCCAUAUCUAUUUCCAGACACGUCUGCUUUGGCGGAUGCAAGCGAUGAGGAGCUACUGCAGGAGUUGGGACAAGCGUUUCCAUUCCACAUGGCUGUUAUUAACUUCUUGUUCUUCGUUGGGAGUGAAACAUAUGCUCACGUUGUUCCUUCUGGGAUGAUGAAUGUUGUGGAGGAAAUUUAUCUAGGACCCCUAAGGAUAGCUCAGGAGAAAUCUGAGAAAGGAUUGGAGGGAGCUGCCUCUUUUGAAUUGCAGCUGCUAGGAGAGCGUAUUGCUAUGUGUACAGCGAAGAUU
Molecule: messenger RNA, 1683 nt
Organism: Hyaloscypha bicolor E
Lineage: Eukaryota; Fungi; Ascomycota; Leotiomycetes; Helotiales; Hyaloscyphaceae
Product: DUF1760-domain-containing protein
Exons: 2
Biological process (GO): cellular response to oxidative stress
Cellular component (GO): cytoplasm
Source: RefSeq, a predicted model, not a curated record